UGAUUGUGACUUCUUAGAGUCGUACCGACGGGCAAGUGGUAUCUGAAUCCAUCAACCAAUGCUUGCAGGCGUCAGACACGGGCUGCUUUCUUGCUUAGCGAUUCCUUUCUUUUAUUUUGUGCUGUGAUGUACUGGGAUGACAUCUUGCACACCUGAGACUAUAAGCUCUUGAGUGUUUAUUGUUGAGGGGAUGAGUGAAAGAGGAGUCUCGUUCUCCAUGAGGUCUUUCUAUGGACUGUAUCCCUACAAGUCAAGCAUGAUUGGUCUCGAGUCGCUGGCGGACCCGUCUUCUGAUUGGGACAUUGUGGAAACGAUUGGAAAAGGAACCUAUGGCAAGGUCUACAAAGUCAUCAAUAAGAAAGAUGGAAGUCAAGCCGCCGUGAAAGUUUUGGAUCCCAUUAAUAAUCCCAGUCACACUAACAGAGAUGUGGACGAGGAAAUUGAAGCAGAAUACAACAUCCUUCGCUCCUUGUCCAACCAUCCCAAUGUUGUGAAGUUCUUUGGCAUGUUCUACAAAGCAGAUGAGCUCUCCGGAGGGCAGCUAUGGCUUGUUUUGGAGUUGUGUAAUGGAGGUUCAGUUACUGACCUGAUAAAGGGUUUGCUGAUGAGGGGAAAACGUCUCGAGGAGCCCAUCAUCUCCUACAUCCUGUGUGGAGCGCUGCUGGGUCUCCAGCAUCUUCACAAUAACCGAAUCAUCCACCGUGAUGUGAAGGGCAACAACAUCCUCCUCACCACUGACGGUGGAGUCAAACUGGUGGACUUCGGUGUCUCAGCUCAGUUGACAAGUGCCCGUUUGCGCCGAAACACAUCAGUGGGAACCCCAUUCUGGAUGGCUCCUGAGGUGAUAGCGUGUGAACAGCAGUAUGACUACUCGUAUGACGCCCGCUGUGAUGUGUGGUCGCUGGGCAUCACUGCUAUAGAGCUGGCAGACGGAGACCCACCACUGGCAGAGAUGCACCCGGUCAAAGCACUCUUCAAAAUACCACGGAACCCGUCUCCUACCCUCCGCCAUCCUGAGCAAUGGUGCAGAAGCUUCAGUCACUUCAUUGCACAGUGUUUGAUAAAGGAUUUUGAGACUCGUCCUUCAGUGACGCAUCUACUGGAGCAUCCGUUCAUCAAACAGGCUCAUGGGAAAGACACGUUGCUCAGACAGCAGCUGUCGGUCCUUAUACGUGAGCAGCAGGACGUGGGCAGCAGGACCAAGACCAGGCAUGAACGAAUCAAUACUAGGAAAACCCUGAUCAUCGAGAGCUGCCCGGAUGAUGAUCUUGUUAACCUGGAGCUUUUAGAUGAGGAAACGAUCAUCGCACACCUUCAGAAGCGGUAUCAGGAUCUGCAGAUCUACACGUAUGUUGGGGAUAUUCUGAUCGCCCUGAACCCCUUCCAGAACCUCAGCAUCUACUCUCCACAGUUUUCCAAGUUAUAUCAUGGGAUGAAGCGCUCCACCAACCCUCCACACAUCUUUGCCACCGCUGAUGCAGCCUAUCAGAGCAUGGUGACUCUCUGCAAAGACCAGUGUAUAAUCAUCAGUGGAGAAAGUGGAGCCGGUAAAACUGAGAGUGCCCACCUCAUUGUCCAGCAUCUCACCUUUCUGGGCAAGGCUAACAAUCGCACACUCCGCGAGAAGAUUCUUCAAGUCAAUCCCCUGGUGGAGGCGUUUGGUAACGCAUGCACGGCUAUUAACGAUAACUCCAGCCGCUUCGGAAAGUAUCUGGAGAUGAAGUUUACUCCUACAGGAGCAGUGAUGGGUGCCAAGAUCUCAGAGUAUCUUCUGGAGAAAUCAAGAGUCAUCAAACAGGCUACGGGUGAGAAAAACUUCCACAUAUUCUACUAUAUCUAUGCUGGUCUUUACCAUCAAGACAACCUCAGGAAAUACAAGCUACCCAACAAAACUGCCCCCAGAUACAUUGACUGUGUAAAUGGAAAAGUAAUGCAGGACAUCAUUUCUAGCAAACUGUACAAGGAGCAGUUUGACGCCAUUCAGGACUGUUUUCGAAUCAUCGGAUUUACAGAGGAGGAAGUGAAUUCAGUAUACAGAAUUCUUGCAGCCAUUUUAAACACUGGAAAUAUUGAGUUCGCAUCCGCCAGCUCUCAGCAUCAGAGCGACAAGAGUGAAGUGCCCAACUCUGAGGCCUUAGAUAACGCGGCAGCUCUGCUUAGCAUCGGCUCCGAGGAGCUUCAGGAGGCUUUGACCUCCCACUGUGUGGUAACUCGAGGAGAAACCAUCAUCCGCACCAACACUGUAGACAAGGCCACCGAUGUGAGAGACGCCAUGUCUAAAGCGCUGUACGGACGCCUCUUCAGCUGGAUCGUCAACCGCAUUAAUGCCCUGCUGCAGCCGGACACUAACAUCUGUGCGGCCGAGAGUGGGAUGAACGUGGGGAUUCUGGACAUCUUCGGCUUCGAGAACUUCAAGAAGAACUCGUUUGAGCAGCUGUGCAUCAACAUCGCUAACGAACAGAUCCAGUUCUACUUCAAUCAGCACAUCUUUGCCUUGGAACAGAUAGAGUAUCAGAGUGAGGGUGUAGAUGUCAGUCUGGUGGAAUACGAGGACAACAGGCCCAUUCUGGACAUGUUUCUUCAGAAGCCCAUGGGUUUACUGUCUUUACUGGAUGAGGAGAGCCGAUUCCCACAGGCCACUGACCAAACUCUUGUCGAUAAAUUUCAGGAUAACCUGAGGAAUAAGUACUUCUGGAUACCCAAGCGUGUGGAGCUCUGUUUUGGGAUCCAGCAUUAUGCAGGCCAGGUCUUGUAUAACGUGAGUGGAUUUCUGGAGAAGAAUCGUGACACUCUUCCUGCAGACAUCGUGGUGGUUUUGAGGACAUCGGAGAACAGACUUCUGCAGCAGCUGUUUUCCAGCCCUCUGACAAAAACAGGUAAUCUGGCCACAUCCAGAGCAAGAGUGACAGCAGCCUCCAGAUCUCUGCCUCCGCAACUCAACAGCGGAAGAAAUAAGUCUCCUAAAUACCUGUUAAAGGUGGACACCAUGGAAAUGAUGCGUCACCCUGAAGAAACCACUAACAUGAGGAGACAGACAGUGGCGUCUUAUUUCAGGUACUCUCUUAUGGACUUGCUGUCCAAGAUGGUGGUCGGGACACCUCAUUUCGUGCGCUGUAUCAAACCUAAUGACGACCGACAGGCUCUGCGCUUCAAUAAAGAGCGUGUGAUGGUUCAGCUGCGCUACACCGGCAUCCUGGAGACCGUCAACAUCCGCAGACAGGGCUAUUCCCACCGCAUCCUCAUCCAGGAGUUCGUAAACAGGUAUUACUAUCUGGCCUUUCGAGCUCAUCAGAUGCCAGAGGGAAGUAAAGAGAACGCCAUUAUUAUAUUGCAGAAGGCCAAACUAGACUACUGGGUAGUGGGCAACACAAAGGUGUUUCUGAAGUAUUAUCACGUGGAGCAGCUCAAUCUGAUGUUGCGGGAAGUGAUCGCUCGAGUGGUGUUGAUGCAAGCCUACACCAAGGGCUGGCUGGGCGCUCGACGCUACCGCAGAGAGAGAGAGAAACGCCGCAAUGGGGCAGUCGUCAUACAGUCAGCCUGGAGGGGUCACGUGGCUCGUCAGAAUCUGAAGCUGAUAAAGAGAGAGCGUGAACAGGCCGCUGUGCAGAUCCAGUCAGUAUACCGAGGCUACAGAGUCAGGAAGGACUACAAACAGAGUCGACAAUGGACUGGACAACCCAGUUCCAAAAGAUCUUCCACCAAUCACUCGCCGGAUGAAAAGGUUGUCUCUGUCAGCGCAGACUCAGGCAUCGGCUCCAGUGACGCGUCUGUGCCCAAAACAGACAAACAGAGUGACAGCAGAGAGAGAGCGCCACUGAGCAAACAAGGCCCAACGCUGAAGCUACACCAGCACCGUUCCCCUCGGCGUAGAGGACAGCAGCCCAAGCUCCUGAACAGCCCGGAAGACAGUCUUUAUUACAACCAUCUCAACAGAAGUCUGGAUUAUCAGGGGAGCAAGAGGAAACCCAGAAAACUGGGGCAAAUCAAGCUUCUGGACGGAGAGGAUGAAUAUUAUCAGUUACUGUCCACAAUAGAGGCCGUCCCUGAGGAGGAUGUUUUAACUGGCACCUCCCCCAACCCAACGUCAACCCCGCCCACUAUCUCUUCCAGAUGAGCAGAGCUCCACCCACCCCUCUGACUCAUGCACACAGCCGAUUGCCUUGUCCAGUCUUUUGCUACGGAAUGUGCUGUACAUAUAAUAUAAUGGAAGGAAAAAUAUUUAUGUUCGCAAUACUUUCUCAGUAUUUUGGAUUAAUGUAUUUAUGAAAUGCUCAUCAGUUUUUUUGUAAAAUAAAAGGGAAAUAAUUACAUAUUGUGCUUAAUUAAUUAAGGACUCUCAGUGGCAGCCUGCUAAUAUUUAAAAUCAUUUUGCCAAACAUGAUUAGGUGAGUGAUGACUGAUUCUCUGUACUCAUUUUAUUUAUUUGUUUACUUAUUUACUUGAAAUUCAAAAGUUUGUUGGUCUGGCAAGUUUAUUGGACUGGCUACAAAAUAAAGUUUGUGUACUGUAAAUCCUCAAUGGAGGAACAAUAUCGUCUCUCUUAACUUUAUUGAGAAGCUAGUAAAGCUACACUAUUUUAAAGAAAACAUUCUGGAAAGUAAUGGCUUUAAAUGGCAUGUCGUGAGUUUCGAUAUAGUGUUAGUUUUGUACAGUGUUUGGGGUUGUCAAUCCAAUUUAACCAGAUGUUUUGUACCACAAUCUGCGAAAUAAAGUCAGCAAUAUCA
Danio rerio (zebrafish) is the source of this 4724-nucleotide messenger RNA. Lineage: Eukaryota; Metazoa; Chordata; Actinopteri; Cypriniformes; Danionidae. The record is from RefSeq and is a predicted model, not a curated record.